Branchiostoma floridae (Florida lancelet) is the source of this 1650-nucleotide messenger RNA. Its product is annotated as adenosine receptor A2b-like. The transcript has a single exon. Bases 40 to 1353 code for a protein of 437 amino acids. Gene Ontology annotation, molecular function: G protein-coupled receptor activity. Gene Ontology annotation, biological process: G protein-coupled receptor signaling pathway. Lineage: Eukaryota; Metazoa; Chordata; Leptocardii; Amphioxiformes; Branchiostomatidae. The record is from RefSeq and is a predicted model, not a curated record. Gene Ontology annotation, cellular component: membrane.
ACUAUAGACAUCGUGCGUGUCUUCAGUAAGCAUCGCAAGAUGGACAACAUUACUAUGAACUUCACCGAAGGCAACUCCACGGUGCACGAGACUUUCUCGUCGUGUUUCCGCGCGCACCUAGAAAAUAACGUGGACUACGACCUGGGAGUAGCUGCGUGCUCACAUCUCCCCACAACAUUCAUCGACCAGAACAGGAACGUCGGGAUCGUCUCCGCCGCUGUCGGGACAGUUGUUCUCCUCGUGAAUGGUUUGGUUUUGUCCGGAGUGCUGAAAAACCAUCAACUGUCCCAACCCAUGUACCUGUUCGUGGCAAACUUGGCUGCGGCGGACUGCGUGGCAGGUUUGUUCUCUUUCUUCCUUUGCGCCAGUCUUCAGAUGGAACUGCCUCGGCCAUUGACAUCAUUGCGCAUAGCCUGUACCUUCUUUUUAGUGUUGGUCCUAUCAGCAGUUAGCGUGGUCCUCCUGUCCGUGGACCGUUAUCUGGCCAUCCUCCACCCGCUGUUUUACCAGACCCGCGUGUCCGGGCGACACGUUGCCGUGAGCUUGGGGAUCGCGUGGCCAAUUUGUGUUCUUGUCUACCUGUCUCCCCUCAUGGGCUGGAACUGCAUCGAGAUGAAAGCAGAUAACUGCAUGGGACAGCUGCCACUGGCCUACAUGAUCCUGAUCAACACCAUCUUGUUGAUAGCCGUAGUGAUGGUGGUCUUCACCAACGUCAGAAUCUUCAUCGUACUAAAGCGGCGCAUCUCCAGAACCCGACCCCUCGAAACCCCUCAAGACAAUCUGCCCGCCGCAAGACGCAGGGAACAACGAAUCGCGGUAAGAAAAUACCAGCAACUCCUAAACAGCAUGAAGAAGCAGGUGACAGUUAUCAUCAUUGCAGCGGUGUUCGUCACCUGCAUGCUGCCGAUUUGCAUCGGGUUUCUACGGAACAUUUUGUGCUUUGCAAGAGAGGACUGUGAGUUAGAGGAAAGACCAUACUGGGGGUUGUUGAUCGCACUCUGCAAUUCGGUAAUCAACCCAGUCAUCUACGCAUUCAGGAUCAAGAAGAUUCGAGACGCUGUGCAUCGCAGGGCGCGACGACUCGCCAACGCGAUGCGUGAAAAGGUGGGGUGGUCAUCGGAUCAAGUGGUGAACAUUCAGGUUGUUGGUGAGGCGCGAGCAAUGGCAACUGCUGGAUCGAGUACGGGCAAUCGGACUGGCCAGAUGCCUAAAUGGGCAGUCCAUCGAAGGGCGGCACAGAAUCCGACAACGGCACAAAGUUCAAGCAGUGCAGAUGUGCCCUUCGUACCCUCGCUAAAGUCACUGCAGACGCCAGCUGUUGAAGCCGUAGGCAGCGUGAAAGACAUCGAGUGAGCAAGGUAAACUGAUCUCUAAGGAGAAUCAGAUUUGUUCGAAGACUGUUGUAAGGUGUACAUUUGCGGUCAUGUGAAUUUAGUUUGUUUGUAAAAUUUUGUAAUUUGAUGUAUUGAGGAGUAAUACGUAUAAUACAACAAUUCGAUUAGUGGGAAGGAAAUCUUUAAAAAAAAUCCUAGGCCUAUUAUCUACACAGCUGUAAAAGUGACGUAGCUAUGGAUGGUUAUGCAGUUUUGUUGUGUUGCAUUAUAAUGCAUAGAAUUAAGUGUACAUUUUACUCAGCUGUGUGUCAUUCAC